CAGGAAGGUCACACCAUCCCCCACCAUCAUCAGGGUGAAGAACAGAAAGACAUAAAAGUUGAAGUUAAAGAGGAAGAAGAAGAGAUGUUGGUGAGUGGAGAUCAGCAGUCUAUGGAGGAGGGUUGUCCUCUUUAUUCCCGGGAUUCCCCCCAGGAACAUCAGAACUCUACAGAUAAUGAUCAGGGUGAAGAAUCGAAGGAUAGAACAGCUAAAGAAGAAGAAGAGACGUUGGGUGAAGAACGGAAAGACAUCAAAGUUGAAGUUAAGGAGGAAGAAGACGAGAGGUUGGUGAGUGGAGAUCAGCAGUCUAUGGAGGAGAGAGGUCCUCUGUAUUCCCGGGAUUCCCCACAAGAACAUCACAACUAUAAAGAGAAUGAUCAGGGUGAAGGACUGAGAGACAUCAAAGUUGAGGUUAAAGAAGAAGAGAGGUUGGUGAGUGGAGAUCAGCAGUCUAUGGAGGAGGGGGAGAUGAUCAUGGAAAGUAAACAGGAGGAAUCUUCUCUACAUAUCAACACAGAUGGACUUUUUGUUCUGAAAACCUCGGAAGGAGAUCCAAUUUUAUCUCCCGAUAUGAAAGCAGAAGAUGAUGACAUCACACAAUGUUCUCCAGGAGAAGAUCCCAUUAUUCCAACCGCACAUCACAGACCUUCCCAUCUGGAGGGAUCAAUGGGUCCUUCUAAUCCUGAGGAACCUUCUGAUAAAUCCCACACUAUGACAUCAGAUGUCCAUCUAUCCCAUACUAUGACCUCAGAUGUCCAUCUAUCCCAUACUAUGACCUCAGAUGACCAUCUAUCCCACACUAUGACCUCAGAUGACCAUCUAUCCCACACUAUGACAUCAGAUGUCCAUCUAUCCCACACUACGACAUCAGAUGUCCAUCUAAGAUCAGUGGGUCCUUCUAAUCCUGAGGAACCUUCUGAUAAAUCCCACACUAUGACUUUAACACAUCCAUCCAAUCCCAAGGUGUUUUCUUUAUGUGACAGGAGUCCCACGGGUAAGCGUUCUUAUUCAUGUUCAGAGUGCGGGAAAUGUUUCACUAGGAUGGGAAUUCUUCGUACACACCAGAGAAUUCACACUGGUGAGCGUCCUUUUUCAUGUUCAGAGUGUGGGAAAUGUUUCACUAGGAAGGGAAUUCUUUGCACACACCAGAGAAUUCACACUGGUGAGCGUCCUUUUUCAUGUUCAGAGUGUGGGAAAUGUUUCAUUAAUAAAGCAAAACUUCUUGGACACCAGAAAAGUCACACAGGUGAGCUUCCAUUUUCAUGUUCUGAGUGCGGGAAAUGUUUCUCUAAAAGGGAAACCCUUUUUAGACACCAGGCACUUCAUACAGGUGAGCGUCCUCAUUCAUGUUCAGAGUGCGGAAAAUGUUUCGCUCUGAAAGAAGACCUUGUUAAACACCAGAAAAGCCACACCGGAGAUCGUCCUUUUUCUUGUUCGGAGUGCGGAAAAUGCUUUCUUAGAGCUUAUAACCUUCUUUUACACCAGAGACGUCACACGGGUGAGCGCCCUUUUUCGUGUACAGAGUGCGGGAAAUGUUUCAUUGAUAAUAGCGGACUUCUUAUACACCAGAGAAUACACACCGGAGAUCGUCCUUUUUCUUGUUUGGAGUGCGGGAAAUGCUUUCUUAGGACUGAUCACCUUCAUCUACACCAGAGAAGUCACACAGGUGAGCGUCCUUUUUCUUGUACAGAGUGCGGAAAAUGUUUCACAGAGAACAGAAGACUUCUUAUACACCAGAGACUACACACCGGGGAGCGUCCUUUUUCAUGUGCAGAGUGCGGGAAAUGUUUCAUUGAGAAAGGAAACCUUCUUAGACACCAGAAAAGUCACAUGGGCGCCCGUCCCUUUUCUUGUUGAGAGUGCGGGAAAUGUUUCACUGUGAAAAGGAGCCUUCUUAGACACCAGGCAAAUCAUACCGGUGAGUGUCCUUUUUCAUGUACAGAGUGCGGGAAAUGUUUUACCGACAAAGGAGAACUACGUAUACACCAAAGAAGUCACACGGAUGAGCGACCUCAAUAAUAGACAGAGUGCGGGAAGUGUUUCACUGAUAAAGGAAAGCUUGUUAUACACCAGAGAAUUCACACACGGUCUGCCUAAUAUGUUUAUAUUCUACAAAGAGGAUAACUGUAAAAAUGUAUUACCCUACACUAUGCAAUCAGGAUUGGUCCUUCACCAUCGAUCCCUUUUAUAGAUGGCUUUUGGCUCUUUCGCAUUAUUACAAUAUUUUCACAUUACUACAGAAGGUGGUAUGGUCCAUGCAUAUCUAUCAUUAUGUGUUCAUCACUUAUUCUAAUUUUAUUAAAUAAACAAGAACUUUAUAAUA
Rana temporaria (common frog) is the source of this 2323-nucleotide messenger RNA. RefSeq names its product oocyte zinc finger protein XlCOF22-like. The transcript has 6 exons. Bases 85 to 1857 code for a protein of 590 amino acids. Gene Ontology annotation, biological process: negative regulation of transcription by RNA polymerase II. The record is from RefSeq and is a predicted model, not a curated record. Gene Ontology annotation, molecular function: DNA-binding transcription repressor activity, RNA polymerase II-specific. NCBI's taxonomy places the organism in Eukaryota, Metazoa, Chordata, Amphibia, Anura, Ranidae.